AAGUCAUACUUUUCUGUCUCUAUCGGGCCCACGACGGCCCACGAGUAGCAUCCUCCCUGGUGCCUUGACGUUGCUAGGACGACCAGAAGGGGCUGACCUGGGACACGUGACAGUUGCUCUCUUGCCUUGGGGUUUGUUGCUGUCACAAAUUUGUUAAGUGUUCUCCCCGCCAGCGGCUAGACAGCGGACAGAACCAUCUGGAGAGUCUGGAAAAGAUGGAGCUCUCUGCGGUCGGAGAUCGUGUUUUCGCCGCGGAAGCCAUCCUGAAACGUCGCGUCCGAAAAGGUAGUAUCGAAUAUCUCGUGAAGUGGAAAGGAUGGGCAUUGAAGUAUAGCACAUGGGAACCAGAGGACAAUAUUCUGGAUGACAGACUCAUCACAGCUUUUGAACAGAAAGAACGUGAACAGGAACUCUAUGGGCCAAAGAAGCGUGGGCCUAAACCGAAAAAUUUUGUUCUCAAGGCACGGGCCAAGUCAGGAGAGCCAUCAUCCCGGGGCUCAGGCCCCCGCCCUGCGCCUCGCCGCUCUGCCUCUCGGCCGCCGUCCGCUCGGCCUCCUUCCUCCAGUCCCACCACUCCCGUGUCCAAUCCCCCUUCCUCAUCCUCGUCUUCGUCCCCUGCUCCCUCUCCUAAGCUCCACUCACUGGCGGCCUCCCACAAGCUGAAGAAGGACAUCCGCCGCUGCCACCGCAUGUCCCGCCGCCCGCUGCCCCGGCCUGACCCCUUGGCUCCCCCCAGCGGCUCCGCCUCCAGCUCCUUCUCCUCCCGGCCCCCCAUCUCGCCCUUCUCCGAGACGGUGCGCAUCCUGAACCGCAGGGUCAAGCCCAGAGAGGUCAAGAGAGGUCGCAUCAUCCUGAACCUGAAGGUCAUCGACAAGGCAGGAGGUGGGGGGGCCGCUAGCAGGCGGACCGGGAUCCCCUCGCGGAACCGCAUCAUCGGCAAGAGGUCCGGCGAAGUGCCCUACCGGCCUUUCCAGCCUCCCAUGAAGAUGACGGGCUUCCCCAUGUACGGCAAGCCAUACGGGCUACAGGCCAUCGGCCCCGUCUCUUGUCAGCCCAACACUGGCAUGGCGUCCAACACGGAGGCCCGUGUAGGGGGCACGUCCGUGCCAGCGUCCGCCAGCACUCCGCCGGCUGUGCCCCAGUACCAGUCUCCGCCCUCCCCCUCCAGCUCCAGCGGCUCUGACAGCCGACCUCCGACCCCUCACCAGAGGCAGCUGGCCGCUCCGCGCGCCCCACCGCAGCCCCGUGCUCGGGCCUCUCCCCUCAAACUGGGCCCCCAGGCCGCCGCCCAGGGCGACGCUUCCUCCCAGCCUCAGCCGAGCGCCGCUCAGAGCGCCGCCGUGCCCGAGGCGGCCGCCUUCCUCCCCUGCUCGCCCUCGCUCUCGUCCUCGCAGUCCUCGUCCUCCUCUCUCGAGGACGAGGAGGGAGAGGAUGCCGCCGGUCGCUCAGCGUCCGCAAGGGGCAGGAGAGGCCUCCGCCAGCGCCGCGCCCAACUCGGCCAGCCCCCCGCCGCCUCAGACAGCACUGCGUCUGCGCCCGCUGAGGACGCCCCCUCCGCCAGCCUGCCAGGGGAGACCAGGGCACCUGUGGAGGGGGACCCAGACUGGCACCCCGAGAUGGCCCCCCGCGGCACCAACGUGGUGGUGACCGACGUCACCACAAACCUCCUCACCGUCACCAUCAAAGAGUUCUGCCAGCCCACUGAAGCAGGCUCAGGACCCGCCUCCCCCUCGGCCACCUCCCCACCUCCCCCUCCCCAGGCGGACGAGCUGUCAUUGCCUCUUCCAGCCGCACCGGUGGCCCAGCCAUAGAGCACAUCAGCCAGGGUGGCCUGGCCUGGCCUCCUCACAAGUCCUGCAGUCAUUAAGAAAGUGAAAUGUAUUUUUAUGGAACAAGAAUAGAGAUGAUAUUCAACCCAGCAGCUGCAGUAAGGCCCCAUAAUGAGAAGUUCUCUAAUCCCCAACGCAUGUCCUCUUGCACAAUAUUGAUGAUAAGGAGGUAGUCUUAACCACUCCAGUGAUUUCCAGACCCUAUAGUCUAGGAAACGCAGUGCAGGCUCUAGUCCGGUUUUCUGUCUGUACCCAAGGGACCACAAAGCCGGUUACAUUGAAGGACGCAUAGUUUUGCCAUUACGAUAUUUCCGGGAGCAUCAGUCUAAAUUGAAAACACGGUGGUACCUUGAGAAUGAUAGUGCUGUUUCUGCUUUAGAGUCCUAGUGUAGGUUAACAGAUUGUUUAUUAGCACUUGCACUUGGUGAGCAGGACAAGGCAAUAUGCACACACUCCAGUGUGUCCAGCAUCAAGUCAAGGUGUUCAUGAGAAAUGUUCCUUCGUUGUUUGUUACUAGACGACGCUUGCCACACGUUUUGUCUCCGUUAUCGCACAGGCAUAAGGACUUGUAUUUAUAUGCACGCACAAUAUUAAAGCUACAAAACUCAUAAACUAAGGACAUUUAAGUUAUUGUUCUUCUGUCCUCUCUGAUCUUGUUAUGUCAUGUUCCCUGAGAGACAUGUGUGGCAUGACUCUAGACUGAUUUUACUCUUAUUUAAGCUGAGGACUGCAUUUUGAGUGUAACAUAUAAUCUACCAUAUGCUCUUGUGUGAUUUUUUUUUUUUUAAUUUUUGAUUUCUCUAUGUACUCUGUCCACCUCUCUCAGUGUCUCAGCCUUUAAGGAGUAGUUUGUGUUUGACGUUACUGUGAUCCUUAUGGGGCUAUAGGCCAAAGCUGUUUGUGAGGAGCUUGGGCAGAAAGUUGUCAGAAUGUGAUAGAUGCAGAGCACUGCUGUUAAUGGUAUCGGUGUUGUGUUUUAAUCAGAACAUGCCAAGUACCGUUUUAAGCUUUGCCAGCAUCUGAUUGGCCCCCGUGGUCAUCUUAGUAAAAUGUGUGUCUUUGGUUGAACUGGGUGCUAUAAUGAAGACAGGACACUCUACCCAGACCUUUCUCUGGUGCUGCCCCUGGACCCAGGGCCUCCUGCCUGGUGCAUUUGUUCAGUAUCCCGUGUCAACGCAUGUGUUGCCUUUCUGCUGCUCCGUUCAGUGCAACCACACGUGGUAGUUACGGCUAGUCUGUCGUAGGAGUAUUACACAUUUCAACCAAGCAGUAUGUUUUGUUUACCUGUAUAUCAGUCGUCGGUAUCGGUUCAUCGGUAGUACACCUUUGCAAUGCAAGGCAGUUUCAGGAUAUUUCCUUUUUGAAGAAGGGCAGCUCAGUUGUACUUUAGUGGCCUACAUUUUAAAUUGUCAUAGGGCUUUGAAUUUGUUGGAUGUAGUAAUGAGAGUCAUUAGUGGCAUUCAGAAUGAGAUGGACAGAUUUUUUUUAAUCACUUUGACAAACUCAUCUUUGUCUGAAAGCUAAGUGUUGUCAACAUUGAAAUAUGGGCUUUUGUGCAUUUUUGAGGGAUUUUUUUAUUUCCAUGUUGUUGAAGUGAAUUAAAAAAUGCCACAUUUUAAUAGCCAUCAUUAUUUCAAAAGUUCAGUGUGGGUUUGAGUGAAUGGAAAACCCAGGUUAUGAACUCUGUGUGGUUAAGACUACAGUUUGUCUCUAUGGUAAUACGUAUAAUGUAAAUGCUCUUGGUUAUGGUAAUGAUGAAUAUGAUUAUGAUGACGAUGAUGAUAAUGAUGAUGACAAUGAUGAUGUUGACAUUGUAAUGUAUCUGAAGCAUGUUUCCAAACCCUUAUUGUACAGGUCAUGUAAGUGUCAUAAUAUUGUUGCUUUUUGUGUGUGUACCAGUGUGUGUGUUUCUUGUAUGAGGCUUUUAAUAAAACUCACCUUUUAAAGACA
This is a messenger RNA of Alosa sapidissima (American shad), 3779 nucleotides long. RefSeq names its product chromobox homolog 6a (gene cbx6a). The coding region runs from base 216 to 1811 and encodes 531 amino acids. Lineage: Eukaryota; Metazoa; Chordata; Actinopteri; Clupeiformes; Clupeidae. The record is from RefSeq and is a predicted model, not a curated record. The transcript has 5 exons.